UCUCCCCCUUCUUUCUCCAUCCAUUUUCAUCCCCCACAAAUCCAAGAAAAUGUUAUCUGCUGCCUCUUCUCCUCUUACUCUCCCCUCUCUUCCACCCCUUUCUUCCUCUCCCCGUGACUUUACACGUGUCAGAUUCCGACCUCCACAGGCCUUCUCCUCCACCGCCACUGCUUCUUCCACCGCCUACGCCUCCAGACCCGACACCGCCUCCCCCUAUCUCAACCUUCAAACAAUGUCUUCCUGCACUUCCCUUUACGACGUCCUUGGAAUCCCUACUGGAGCUUCUUUUCAGGAGAUUAAAUCCGCAUACCGACGACUUGCCAGACUUUGUCACCCUGACGUUGCGGCCAUCCACAGGAAAGACUCAUCUGCCACCGAUUUCAUGAAGAUCCACGCCGCUUAUUCCACUCUCUCUGAUCCUGAGAAACGUGCUGAUUACGAUCGGAAGCUUCUUCGUCGGUGUCGGCCUGUGGCUUCAGCGCGGAUGGCUUCUGGUUUCACUGGAUACACUCGCCGGAAUUGGGAGACAGAUCAGUGCUGGUGACGAGUUGACUCACUGAGUGAUUGAAGUCGAAACUGAAACGAUUGGAGUUUGUGAAAAGCUUGAAGCAAAUUAAUGAUGACCGAAAUUGUAGGCGACAUAUCAUAGAGCGCCCGAAUCAGAAUCGGAAUCGGAAUCACUGCUUUGAUUUGUAAAUAUAAUGAAAUAAUCAAACGGCGCGAGUGGUUUGAGAGAGAUGAAAAUCUAUGGAGGACGGAGGAAUCGAAGCUUUUCUGCAACUAACCGGAACUGAACUAGCGGCCAUUCUCUUGAUUAUCUCGACAAGGACGGAGAUUUGCUUUCAGAUCUUCAGGAAGAAAAUUUUAGUUUCCGAAAAUCAAAAUCACCAAGUCAAAAUCAAACAGAGGAAAAUUGAUGUAUCUUUUCCUAGUUUUCCUUUGGGUAUCUGUUUUUCUUGGCUAUGUACAGUUUCGAUUUCAACGAAAUAACUCAAAACACUGUUCAGUUCUUCA
Molecule: messenger RNA, 1014 nt
Organism: Cucumis sativus (cucumber)
Lineage: Eukaryota; Viridiplantae; Streptophyta; Magnoliopsida; Cucurbitales; Cucurbitaceae
Product: chaperone protein dnaJ 11, chloroplastic
Exons: 1
Coding region: 50-544 (164 amino acids)
Source: RefSeq, a predicted model, not a curated record